ACCCCUCACACACACACUUAACGUCUCAUGACUGCUGCUCUUGAAACCUGAACGAGGCGUCGGGCGGGCGGUGUGCAGCUCCGGGGAGCAGGACAGGACGAAGCAUCAAUGCCUCCAGGUUCGCGCUCACACAUCGGCCUGAUCCUGUCCUCGAUCUCAGGCCUCCUGCGCUGAGAUAAUGAAAGGAUGGCGGAGCGGCGGAGCGGGGAUCACGGAGGGCUGACGGGUGAUGCUGCUGCAGCGACUCACCGGGAUGAGCAGCAGCAUCAUAGUACCAUGAAUCCAAAGGAGGACGCGGGACUGGACUGUCUCUCUUUGGAGGAGAUACUGAGGCUUUACAGCCAGCCCAUCAACGAGGAGCAGGCUUGGGCGGUGUGUUAUCAGUGCUGCAGGACACUGGCGAGGGGACACCGGAGGAGGAGAAGCACCUCCGCCGCCGCCGGAGCAUCAUCAGCGGAUCUCAGGAGGAUAUCUGGACCGGGGGAUGUACGGAUACAGAAAGACGGCUCUGUGAGGGUGGAACACCAGGGCUGUGAAGGUAAAUACAGCCCUUGCACAACAACAGAGGUGAUUGAGUCUCUGGGCAUCAUGAUCUACAAGGCUCUGGAUUACGGGCUGAAGGAGAAUGAGGAGAGGGAGCUCAGCCCUCCUCUGGAGCAGCUCAUUGACCUCAUGACCAACAUGGCCGAGGCCGAGAGGGAUGCAUGCCCCGACGAAGGCUAUGAGGCCACGGAGGAAGAGGAUGAGGCAGAAGACGACCCUGACAACAUCUCCAGCGUCCAUGGCUACAGAGAUAUCCUCAAGCUGUGCACUGCUCAUCUCCCCAGUCUAUCAGACGCUCCCAGUCACUACCAGGCAGUUUGUCGGGCUCUGUACACAGAAACCAGGGAGCUGAGUACUUUCCUGGACAAGAUCAGGAGUGCCAAAGAGAACCUCCGUAAGAUGGAGGAGACAACAGAGGAGCCCAGCAGAGACCUGAAUGAACUACAGAACGCUGACUGGGCUCGAUUCUGGGUUCAGGUGAUGAGGGACCUGCGAGAAGGAGUCAAGCUGAAGAAGGUGCAGGAGCGUCAGUACAAUCCUCUGCCCAUCGAGUACCAGCUCACUCCCUAUGAGAUGCUCAUGGAUGACAUCAGGUCCAAACGCUACAAACUGCGCAAAGUCAUGGUAAAUGGAGACAUCCCACCCAGGUUAAAGAAAAGCGCUCAUGAAGUCAUACUGGAGUUCAUCAGGUCCAGACCACCUCUCAACCCUGUGUCAGCUCGUAAGCUUAAGCCACAGACUCAGCCUCCUCCGACGCUUCAUGAACGGAUCUUGGAGGAAAUCAAGUCUGAGAGGAAACUUCGGCCGGUGUCGCCUGGUGAGAUCCGCAGGGGCAGACUGGUAAUUCGGCCACUUAGCAUGUCUUUCAGUUUUGAUGCGUCAGAUGAGUUUAGUCCGUACAUGGGCAGGAGGACCUCUAGCACUCUGUCUCUGAACAACGGAUUAACAGUUACCAGGGUUGAACCGUCCGGAUCUCAGUCUGCACCUCAGAGGAAGAGGCUCCUGAAGGCUCCCAGCCUCGCUGAGCUGGACAGUUCAGACUCUGACGAUGAGGUUUUUGGCCGCAAAUCAGCCAGCAGCUCCAGUGUGGCUACAUCUCUGAUGGAUGAUACAUCCCCAGAGUCUGCUGUGGGGAAGAAAACUCCACCCAGUUUCCUGCCCAUCUCUUCUACACCUCAACCAGAGAGGCGUCAGACCCCCCAGAGGAGACACUCCAUUGAGAAGGAAACCCCGACAAAUGUCCGACUGUUUCAGCCGCCCUGCAAACAGAGCUCCAAGUCUCUGGAGGAGUUCUGUUUCCCUGUGGAGUGUCUGUCUCUGACAGUGGAGGAGGUGAUGCACAUCAGACAGGUGCUGGUGAAGGCCGAGCUGGAGAAGUUCCAGCAGUACAAAGACAUCUACAAUGCAAUGAAGAAGGGAAAGCUUUGCUUCUGUUGUCGAACCAAAAGGUUUUCCUUCUUCACCUGGUCCUACAUCUGCCAGUUUUGCAAAAAGCCUGUGUGUGCACAGUGCUGCAAAAAGAUGCGACUGCCGUCCAAACCGUACUCCAGCUUGCCCAUUUACUCCAUCGGCUCGACCAACACUCUCCCCAGAGAAAGGUUGAGUGCCAUGACUGCUGUAGGACAAGGACUCUUUGUGGCUGAAGGACCGGGGCCAUCAACAGUGGGAGGGGCCACUGCGUCCCCCGCUUUGAAAGUAGAAACAACAGGAGCGUCUAAAGGAACUGGAAAAGCCUCUGGAGCUGCAGCUGCUGCCAAAUCUGAGAAAUCCUCCGGCAGUCCACGACGCCACAGUAUUCAGAAGACCAUGUCCAAGUUUUCAAAACACGGUUCUCUAAAGUCUCAUGAAGAACUGGAGCUUCCCUCGGAGCUGACGGAGGACUGGGCCACCAUGGAGGUGUGCGUGGACUGCAAGAAGUUCAUCUCUGAUAUUAUCGCUUCCAGCAAGCACAGCCUGUCACUGGCCACCAAGAGAGCUCGCCUAAAACGCAAGACGCAGUCCUUCUACCUGUCCUCCCCUAAAGGAAGGGAGGAGUACCGGCCCUCGGAACGAACAAUCAAGGAGAUCUAAAACUUUGUAUCUCUCUUUCUCUCUGGCUGCUUCCAGCUGCUAUGGCACAAUUAUUAAGACUCAACACUGGAUAUGAUCUUACUGUACAUGUAUACUUCAGUCAGAAAAAGCUGUCAGAAAGGCUGAUAUGAACCUUGGUGGUGGACAGUGUGGUGUUUGUUGCUGUGUCCUGAUCAUCGUGUAGAGCUACUUCAGACCAGAGCAUACUGUAGCUCUGCCAGUUUGUUUUUUAACCAUAUCAUAGAUGAUCCUUUAAUCUCUGGCCACAGACUUUUCAGUAAAGAGACAAGAACUGUUGUGAUGCAGCGUCACAAAGUGAAACGACUUCCCUCCCCUCAUUUGGCACAACAGCGUGGUCCAACCCAACUCACAUCCAGAUAAAUAAGCACAAGACGGAAGAAGGACUGAUGUGUGUUUGACUUCCUCAGGCCCUGGCACUGCAAAAGACACGAGGCCUGCAGCGAGUGACACUCAAGAAAAUGCGGAAUAUUAAACUGUACAUUUUGUACGGUUUUUCGUUUAGUUUUUUACACACGUGUUGUACAGUAAAUGAUUGUUCGAUAAAGUCACCCUCAGUUUUAUUGUACUGAUGAUGCAUCAUGAGACUUUCCCCCACAUUCCUCUUUACUAAGCAUACUUCAUAGCAUGCUGCUGUUUCUGAGGAAUCAGAGGAAAAGUUUAUCUCCUCACAUAAUUUUUUUUUUUGCAUCAUAUUCUGAAAAAAAAAAUCUGUUCUCAUGCAGAUUUAGUGCCAAAUGAUAACAUCUUUGUAAGUGAUAUGUCAUUCAGAGAAAAGUCAUUUUCCCUAAGUAUGUUUGCGGUGACAUUGUAACAUUGUGACAAAAUAGACCGAGCCCUACUUAUAAAUCCCCUGAAAACAUGGAUUCAAAUCUUGAUAUUUCUGAUUCAAUUUCAAAGAUUGGCUUUGUCAUGAUAGUGUGGGUAAAUUGGGUAACAUUUAGUUUUGCAAUUCCAUACAGUAAGGGGACUUCUAGGAGACAGAUUAUAAAAAGAAUGGUGAGAAUUGAAGCUAUAGAGGCGGAGAUAUUAAUGUCCAAUUUUGUGUGUGUCUCUGUGUCCAUUAGUCCCUAUAUGGAUCACACUUAAAGGGACAGUUAACCCAAAAAAAUCAAUACAUAUUUUUCCUGUUACCCGUAGUGCUAUUUAUCAGUCUAGAUUGUUCUGGUGUCAGUCACAGAGUGUUGGAGGUAGAGAUGUCUGCUUCCUCUCCAGUAUAAUGAAACUAGAUAGCACUUGGCUUUUGGUGCUUAAAGUGAUUAAAAAUACAUUUUUAAAAACUCAACAGUAAUGUCUCUUUCCAGGAAU
Plectropomus leopardus (leopard coralgrouper) is the source of this 3939-nucleotide messenger RNA. It is a transcript of the gene spire1b, whose product is annotated as spire-type actin nucleation factor 1b. The record is from RefSeq and is a predicted model, not a curated record. Gene Ontology annotation, biological process: actin nucleation; cleavage furrow formation; intracellular transport. Gene Ontology annotation, cellular component: cytoplasmic vesicle membrane; cell cortex. Gene Ontology annotation, molecular function: microtubule binding; actin binding. NCBI's taxonomy places the organism in Eukaryota, Metazoa, Chordata, Actinopteri, Perciformes, Serranidae.